AACGUGAAAUUUACCACUCUUCAAAUCUAUCCGCAAACCCUAGAAAACGAAACGUCUCGAGUUCUAGGCUUAAUCGACAGAGGACUCCAAUCUCUUUAGCCAUAGAUAUUGCUCCUAAGCGUCAACACCACUUUCACCUCAUAGGGUCCCCAGUUUGUGCUUCACUCUCACCUCAAUCACCAGAAGCAUUAAGAGAAGCAACAACUAUCUUAUUGUCUCGCUCAAAGCCUACAAUCCCAAUGUCCGGUAGAGGAGUGGGAGGAGGGAGGGAGAGGAUGCGGAAGGAAUACUCAUCGAGGUCGGAUGGGAUUUCGGGGGGGAGAGGGAUCAAUCCGCCGUCGAGGCACCUCUGGGUUGGUAAUCUAUCUCACAGCUUGGUGGAGAGUGAGCUUACGGAUUAUUUCCUGCAGUUUGGAGAGCUGGAGAGCGUGGCUUUUCAACCAGGCCGCAGUUACGCCUUUAUCAACUUCGACAGAGACCAUGACGCCAUCGCGGCAAUGAAAGCCCUCCAGGGAUUCCCUGUCGCUGGCAAUCCGCUUAGGAUUGAGUUUGCCAAGGCGGAUAAGUCAUCAGCACCUCGCACUGAAGAUCACGUACGUCAUGAUGAACCACGAUCCAGUGUAAGAGCAUCUCCGUUCUCUCAAAAGGAUUCUAGAGCACGCCAUGCUAGUCCUGAUCAUUUAAACACAGAAAAAUCCAGAAUGAGUGAUAGAAGUUCAGAAGCUAGUGAGGUCCUGUGGAUAGGUUUUCCAGCUUUAUUGAAGGUGGAUGAAGUGAUCUUGCGGAAGGCUUUCUCCCCAUUUGGUGAAAUAGAGAAGAUUACUGUAUUCCCUGGUCGUAGUUAUGCAUUUGUUCGUUUCCGGAGUAUAACAUCUGCUUACAGGGCAAAAGAAACUCUUCAGGGUAAAUUGUUUGGAAAUCCCCGUGUGCAUAUUUGUUUUGCAAAGAGUGAUGCUGGUUCAUCCAACAGCGGUAGGAGCUCAACAAGUGCCCCUCUCACCCCACAUCUGAAAUCAAAUGGUCGGCUGGGAUCUUCUGAUAAUUUUCAUCAUGAUAGGAAUUAUGGAAGCACUAUUGGAGAUCCUAGGAUCAGAUCUCCGAAUCUUAUUCCAGAUGUGGAUUCUAGUGAUCCAGAUGUUUAUAAUUAUAAUAGGAAGAGGUCUUUGUGGAGCGAGGAUGAUGAAAACUGGAGGUUUGGGGAAGGGGGGCCUGAACCAGGCCUACCACAAGAUGUGUACGAACGUCAUAGUAGUCCAAGAGAAAGGGUCUCUAUUGUCCAUGAUUUUCCUCAGAAGUUUCCUCAAAAGAGUCAAUUCUAUGAAGAACCAUGGGAUUUGCCAGAAGAUGCCUAUUAUCAUCAUGAAAUUAAGAAACUGAAGACUAGUGCCUUUCCUCCUGAAAAAGAGUUGCCAGAAUAUCCGUUCUCUAAGCCAGAACAAGAGAAACAUGCUCUUCCUCGGGUAUUCUCUGAUUUUCCGCAGAAUGAAGCCUUCGAUAAAAGCUUUAAUUCUGCACCUUUUGGGUAUAAACAUAUUCCUGAUCUCCCAGUGAGUAUAGGUCUGCCUCAUAUAGAAAGAAGUGAUCAUUUGAGAGCACCUUAUGAUAAUUUGCAGAUCGGAUCUGUCUCCAUGCCAUCAAAUACUGUUGAGAGGAAAAGUUUUACCCCGGAGUUGGAUCAGGCAUCCAUGAAUGACUGGAAAUGGGAAGGCACUAUAGCAAAGGGAGGCACUCCAGUUUGUCGUGCUCGCUGCUUUCCUGUGGCUGUGGGAAAAGCCUUGGACAUCAUGCUGCCUGAAUUCCUGGAUUGCACAGCAAGAACUGGUUUAGACAUGCUGGCCAAACAUUAUUAUCAAGCCUCUAGUGCUUGGGUUGUUUUCUUUGUCCCAGAAAGUGAUGCUGAUAUAGGAUUUUAUAAUGAAUUUAUGCACUAUCUGGGGGAGAAGCAGCGAGCAGCAGUUGCUAAAUUAGAUGAGAGAACAACAUUGUUCCUGGUACCUCCAUCAGAUUUUUCAGAGAAGGUGCUGAAAGUUCCUGGUAAGCUGAGCAUCUCCGGUGUUGUUUUGAGACUAGAGCACCCUGGUUCUAGUUUUGGGUCUCUUCCCCAACCAAAUGAUUACAGAGAUGGAAACUUGUUAGCUUACCAUGGGGAUACAUCUAACACAAAGGCUUCCGCACCUCCUGGGUCUUUUCCUCCGAUUCCUGAUCUGAUUAAGGCAGGAAUUAAUGAUCUAUCUUUUGUUGGGAAUCUGACUGCGCCAGCUCCAUCAGCAUCAUUUUCGGGCUCACUGAAUGCUAUAAGGAAUCUGACCGACUCAUAUGUCGAUAACAGACAUGAUCACCCACCUCUCCAACGAUUAGGACCAAACUGGUCUCCUCAGGAUCCACGGAACUCAAUUUCUAGUGCUAGAAGCUUACCAUCACAGGUAUCCAAUAAUGCUGUUGAUCUUCCUUUUCACUCGGGCAAUCCUAGGGUUGUUCAAGAAAUGAACUCUGGUCACAAUGGCAGUGUGAUUUCUGGGAUUCCACUAUCUGGCCCCAGCAAGUCAUCUAUCGAUGAAACUAAACACUCGAUUCCUCCCUUAUCUCUGCCUAUCUCUGGUUUGCAACCAGAACAGCUUGCACAACUGGCGUCAUCUCUUCUGGGACAGUCCAGGCAGGUGGGGAGCACUCCAAAUGUAUCUAUGGGGGAGGAACUUAAGCAGAUGAACAGAAUGAGCCAGUCUGACAAUCUAUAUAAACCACAAGACAGGUAUUCUUUCCAAAGCAAUCAGGUGACUCCUGAGUUCUUAGCAUCCCAGUUUAGCCAGGUGCAACACCUGCAGCUGCAGCAACAGCUACUGCUACAGCAGCAGCAGCAGCAGCAGCAGCAACAACAUGUAUCAAAUGUUCCUGCAACAAUGCUGCCUCCGGGUAAAAGGGAUCACCAGUCAUUGUCUUCAGGAAAUCAACAGCCGCAAAGUAGUGGUACACAAGAGGAAACAGAUUCUGAUCCACAGAAACGGUUGCAAGCAACAUUACAACUGGCGGCAGCUCUUCUGCAACAAAUUCAACAAGGAAAAGGAACUUGAACUGCAGCAGAUUAAUUUUCCAUGCGGUGGUCUAGUAGAUUACUUUGUGAAAAGUUGACAAGUGAAAUGAAGAUGACUUUUGUGUUUUGGAUGGAUGACUCUACUAUGCAAUUUUAUAUCUUUUGAUGAAUCACAGAUGGUUUCCACA
Molecule: messenger RNA, 3216 nt
Organism: Carica papaya (papaya)
Lineage: Eukaryota; Viridiplantae; Streptophyta; Magnoliopsida; Brassicales; Caricaceae
Product: RNA recognition motif (RRM)-containing protein
Molecular function (GO): RNA binding
Source: RefSeq, a predicted model, not a curated record